Messenger RNA from Rubroshorea leprosula, 614 nucleotides. Lineage: Eukaryota; Viridiplantae; Streptophyta; Magnoliopsida; Malvales; Dipterocarpaceae. The record is from the annotation of a GenBank genome assembly.
AGCUCGUUCUUGAGAGAAACGGAGAAGAAUCUUUAAACGUGGAGAAAAGAUAGGGUUUCAAGAUAGGUUUUGGUCCCUCAUGUCUUGGUGAUUUUUACGAAUUCUGCUAGGUGGUUGAGGGGGGAUUUGAGGGCAAAAGGGUGGGUUUGAGACAAACCCAGGGCCCACUAAUUCCAGCAUAAAGUACUGUGAGCACAUUGGACACUCAUGUGGCUUGCCUUUCUCCAGCCAAAACUAGACAACAUCAUGCUCAUCCUUGCCUUCAGCUCAUGGGCGCCCAACUAUUCUCUUGUCAUAGAAGGAUUUGAUGACUGCAGGAGCUUCCUUUGUGCCAAAAGGACCAACAAGAUUGUUAAAAUCUUCAAGAAUUUUUCGCCCCUGAAGUUCAGCUUCAAGCUCCUCACACUUGUGCUCUGUGGCAAUUGGAUUUAUGUCCUCAACCCUCUUCUUUACAGCAGUAUCCACUGAUUCGAAGGAGAAAUGGCAAGUGAAGAAAGAAGUGGAGGUGGAUGGAGAAAUGUAGAGUUUGUCUCAAGCCCCAAUCUGGGUUUGUUUUGGAGAGGAAGAAAAAUCGAUAAGAGAGAGAAAAAGAAAAAGAAAGAAGAUGAAGUUUU